Haliotis rubra (blacklip abalone) is the source of this 1539-nucleotide messenger RNA. Its product is annotated as MFS-type transporter clz9-like. The transcript is spliced from 2 exons. Gene Ontology annotation, molecular function: DNA binding. Gene Ontology annotation, cellular component: nucleus. NCBI's taxonomy places the organism in Eukaryota, Metazoa, Mollusca, Gastropoda, Lepetellida, Haliotidae. The record is from RefSeq and is a predicted model, not a curated record. Bases 1 to 1539 code for a protein of 512 amino acids.
AUGGCUAUCAGGAAAGCUGCCAGUACAUUCUUCGUUUCCUUUGCAACACUCCAUGAUCGUAUAAGUGGCAAGAUUUCUAUUGACUGUUGUACAGUUGGACGGGACCCGCUUUUGUCUAUGGAAGAAGAAAAGGGAUUGGUGUCACAUAUUGAUGCUAUGGCCAACUUUGGAUAUGGGUACACUCGAGCUGAAGUUACCACUUUAGCUACAGAUCUUGCCAUUCAUCUGGGAAAGAAGUCACAUGACGACAAGCCCCUAUCACUUCAGUGGUUUUACAGUUUCAUGAAGAGAUGGCCUGACCUACGUGUGAAGAAACCACGUUCACUAGAACUACAGCGGGCGAAAGCAACAUCUGAAGAAACUGUAACACGUUACUUCGAUGAGCUUGGACACAUAAUGAAUAAAUAUAACUUGAAGAACAGCCCUCAUCGUAUCUACAAUGUUGACGAGAAAGGUCUUGUCGAGAACCACUCUCCUCCAUCAGUCAUUUCAUCCAGCCAGUCUACACCAGUUGCAGUUGUAUCCCCUCGAUCAAGUACAACAACCGUUAUUGGUUGCGGAAGUGCUUCUGGACAAUGCAUUCCACCAUACUUUGUCUUCAAGGGGCAACGGAUGCGCGAUGAACUGAUGACAGGAUGUACACCUGGAUCAACCGGCACUGUUAGUGAUUCUGGUUGGUCAAACAGCGAGAUUUUCCAGCAGUACCUACAGGACCAUUUCUUGAAACAUGCUGUCGCGGCAUCUGCUGAUUAUCCACUACUUGUACUGUAUGAUGGCCAUAAGUCACACGUAUCUCUUCCUCUGAUCAACUGGGCACGUGAUAAUCACAUAAUCCUGUUUGUAUUGCCGGCACAUACAUCCCAUGUAUUACAACCUAUGGAUGUUGGCUGCUUCGGACCCUUUGCCAAGAUUUAUAACAAUCUACGCCACAAACAUAUGCGGGACCAUGCAUCAAGCUCUGUUGACAAGCAUUCUGUGUGUGAACUGGGUUGUAGAGCAUAUAAUCUCGCACUAACACCAGCAAACUUGCAGUCUUCAUUUAGGAAGUGUGGUAUAUAUCCCUUUGACAAAUCGGCGACAGCUACGAUCAACUUUGCGCAGUCUACUGUUUUCAAGUCGCCAGUUAGUGAUUCUAGGAUGUCUCCCAAUGAAGUCAGUGGAAUCAACAAGCAGGGAUCUAGGUCACGUGAUGAGACAACUGCAGAGGAAUUCUUCAAAGACAAAGAAAAUGUACUCUCAAAGAAAUCUGUGCCAACUAAAAAAAGAAAAGUUCUGAGUGCCGUGGUCGGGGGAAAGGCGAUUACAGAAGACAGCGUUUUGGAAAAGAUCAUUUCCCACAAAUCUGAUAAGCCUGCACCAAAGAAGAGGGUCGGCAUUUCCAAAACUAAAACCAGUGCUAAGAAGUCUGCUCGGAAAUCUACUGAUGUCACGAAUUCUCAAAAGCCAAGCACUUCGGGUGUUACUUCACGAGUGUAUCAUGACGACUCCGAUAGUUCAUUGGACAAUGACAUCAAUAAGGAAAAGUUGGAAAAUUGGUAA